AGCCACAACCGUUAGUGUUCUCUGUAUUAUUUCUCUUUUGUCCAAGGAAAAACGCUCACUCAGCAUGUUGGUGUCCCCUGUACCAGGCUUGUGGCUUGCAGCAGCUGUAGCAGAGGGUCUUUAACCUGUAGUGGGGUUGGUGAGCUGUUCCUGGCACUGAUGCUUUCUUGAGCAGGGGUGAUACUCUCAUCAGAGCUUUGUCAAGGAAAUCAUUUGUCCAGAAGCCUUGGAUACUUUUAGGACUCAAGCAGUGUUUGUGGUGUCCCAUGCAGGAGUUUUUUAAACAGGAUUUUUUAAAGACGUUUCAGAACUUCUGGUUUCAGAGGUUUCAUCCUCUCUGGCCCCAUCUUGCAUCUGCUGUCAGAGCUUAUGUCCCGUCACUGCUGUCACUAGCUGGAGCACAUGCUGCCACACAAACACUGUGCUGCAUGGUGCAUCAGGGGCUGGGCUCAGAAUCACCUCUUGGAAUGGACCAAGUGCCUCUGCCCAAUCUCCCACCCCUUAGAGAGACGUGUGGCGUGAACAUCAGACCGUGCUCCCCUCCUCUCUGCUCAGUCUGGUUUGGGGGACACUGACCUCUCACUGCUCCUCCUUUACUGCCGGCCUCGCUUGUGUGGUUUGGCAGGUGGAGGCGUAGUGAGUUUUUACAUUUCCUGCUGUCUCUGAGGUGCUGCUGUUGGUAAAGUGUUUGUAGUAUUAGGCUUUUGGCUGCCAGCAAGGUAUGACCCUACAGGUGUGAUAGAUGCUCACUCCUCUUCCCUCUUCACAUAAAAACUGCGUCUCUGGUGAGAGCUGUGGGUAAUCCCAACUGUUUGGACUGGGGGUAUCCUUUGCUGCUGGUAGUGACCACUAGGUCAGGAGUCCUUGGGUAUCAUGUUCCUCCCAGGAUCUGUAAUACCUAUGCAGACAGGCCAAGCUGGAAGUCGGAUGGAUGAAAUGCUGCCUGAUGCAAAAUGCAAGGAAGUGUUGUGGAAAGAGUUCCCACUUGGCUGGAAAUGUGGGAUGCAGAAUGAAUGCCUGAGCUUGAGCUCCUCUGCAGGGAGACAGGGGAGGCCGCUGAGUACUUCCAGAGAGAGAGAGAGCAGCAGAUGAACUUCCUAGGUGGUUACAGACCUGUAAGUGAGCUGGCCAGCAGAGCAGAUGGAACCGCAGCCCAUCGGGGCUAUGAGCACCGCUUGGAGUCACAUCCCGCGUGCUCGGAGCGGAGAGCAGCGGUGCUGCUGCAGGAUCCGGGCCCGGCCGAGCCCCGCUGCUCCCUAACCCCUCCUGUCCGCCCGCUGUCACCGCUGCACCGUCCGCUCGCCCCGAGCCCCUCUGGCACGCUCAUCUCGUCCUCCCUGCUGUGCCUGUAGCACGGCAGCAAACAGCAGGCACUGUGAGCGCCAUGGACCUGCAAUCCUAGCGAAAGGGCUGGGAGCGCGCCCGGAGCGAGCCCGGCGGGACCCGGGAAAGCCGCGGACCAGAGCACAGCAGCGGCCCCGGCCCCGCCGCCGCGGGCAGGGCUGGCGGCUCCGAGGGACCGCGGCCGCAGCUCGCAGGGAGCGCGGAGCCGCCGGAGCCAAGGGCUCCGCCGGGGCGGGCGGAGGGACUGCGCGCUCUGGAACGCGCGAUGUGCAACGGGGACACUCGCAGGAGGCUGGCGGCUGCUGCCAGAGAUGGCGGGAGCUGAUCCGCGGCCGACCCAGUACUUCGGUGGAGCGGCAGCGCUCGCCCCGGGACGGCGCGGAGCGGGCUGGGCUGGGCUGGGCUGGGCUGGGCCGGGCCGGGCCGGGCGCUGCCCCGUUCCCCCGGAGCGCGGCCCCCUUAAGGCCCGGGGUGGUUGCGCCGGGCGCUUCAUGAAUGGAGACACGUGACCCAAAUAUCACGUGACGAGUCCGUGAGCGGCGGCGGCGGCGGCGCUUGUGAGUCCCGGUCCCUCCCAGCGCGGCCUCCCCGCCCCGCCCGGCCCGGCCCGGCCCGGCGGCCCCGGCAGGAGAACCCAGCUGACAAGGCUGUCGUGUUAUGACGACCCCCAACAAAGGAAACAAAGCCUUGAAGGUGAAGAGGGAGCCAGGCGAGAAUGGGACCAGCCUGACAGAUGAGGAGCUGGUGACCAUGUCUGUGCGAGAGCUGAACCAGCAUCUGCGGGGCCUGUCGAAGGAGGAGAUCAUCCAGCUGAAGCAGCGCCGGCGCACGCUGAAGAACCGGGGCUACGCGGCCAGCUGCAGAGUGAAGCGCGUUACCCAGAAGGAGGAACUGGAGAAGCAGAAGGCAGAGCUGCAGCAAGAAGUGGAGAAGCUGGCCUCGGAGAACGCCAGCAUGAAAAUGGAACUUGAUGCUCUCCGCUCCAAAUACGAGGCUCUCCAGAACUUCGCCAGAACCGUGGCCCGGAGCCCCGUGACCCCUGCGCGGGGGCCUCUCGCUUCCAGUAUGGGGCCCCUCGUCCCUGGCAAGGUUGCUACUACUAGUGUCAUCACAAUAGUGAAAUCCAAAACGGACGCCCGGUCUUAGUGAAGCGAGCAUUGCCUGAGCUUGUCUGUGCAGGGCAGUUAGGCACAAAACCAGCCUGGAAUCCCCAAAGCACAAGCCCUCCCCACAUGGGUCCGGGUUCCUUUGACUUGGCCCAGGACUGGCCUGCUGAUCGCUCCAGUUUAUUUUGUUGUGUCCAGAUUGGUAUGAGCAGUGGUGAUGCAUCCCUUGUCCUGUGCAGACAGAGCUUCCCACCCAGCAGUCUGUAGCCCUCGGGUGCCCUGGGGACAGACUGUGAGAUUUUGGUUUUCUACCCAAAGAAAAUCUGUGCAGCGUGGCUGAGAG
Onychostruthus taczanowskii (white-rumped snowfinch) is the source of this 2793-nucleotide messenger RNA. It is a transcript of the gene MAFG, whose product is annotated as MAF bZIP transcription factor G. Lineage: Eukaryota; Metazoa; Chordata; Aves; Passeriformes; Passeridae. Gene Ontology annotation, cellular component: nucleus. Gene Ontology annotation, biological process: regulation of epidermal cell differentiation; regulation of transcription by RNA polymerase II. Gene Ontology annotation, molecular function: RNA polymerase II cis-regulatory region sequence-specific DNA binding; DNA-binding transcription factor activity, RNA polymerase II-specific. The transcript has 3 exons. The record is from RefSeq and is a predicted model, not a curated record. Bases 2002 to 2490 code for a protein of 162 amino acids.